Messenger RNA from Rhodotorula graminis WP1, 1458 nucleotides. RefSeq lists its product as uncharacterized. The transcript has 5 exons. Bases 1 to 1458 code for a protein of 485 amino acids. NCBI's taxonomy places the organism in Eukaryota, Fungi, Basidiomycota, Microbotryomycetes, Sporidiobolales, Sporidiobolaceae. The record is from RefSeq and is a predicted model, not a curated record. Gene Ontology annotation, biological process: carbohydrate metabolic process.
AUGCGCACCCAGCCGACGCGCUCCCGACUACUCGCCGCUGUCGCCCUCCUCUCAUUCACGGCAACCUCGGUCCUCGGCGCAGCGCUCCCCGGCCACGACGUGCACCAGCUCGCGAGGCGCGCCAACAGUGAUCCACGGCUCAGCGGCGUGACGCGCAUCGAGGACGGGCAGGUCGAGGGCAUCGAGCAGCUCCUGAACCGCACGGCGACCAAGAGCUGGGAGAUCGGCACACACCUCGCGGCGCUCCUCGAGCUGUCGUACCCGGCCCUGUCGCCCUUUGCCGACUCGACCUCGUGGGCCCGACCCUCGCCCUCGUCGUCACCUGCGCCGACCGAGAUCCUGAGCAACGUCGCCCAGAUCCUCGAGAACCAGCCGUCAGGACAACAGCAGCUCGUCAGCGACGGGAGCGCCGCCGACCCGGCCUCGGUCGGGCCUUUUGUGGUCCUGGCCAACUUUACGCUCGACGGCGACGAGCAGAUCGGCGGCAGGAGCAAGGCGCAGGUCGACGACGCGGUCCAGCGCCAGGUCGACGUGCUCAUGAACGGCACGCCGAGAACGCCCGACGGCGCCAUCUCGCACCGCACCGAGGACGUCGAGCUCUGGAGCGACUUUAUGUACAUGGUUCCACCUUUCUUCGCCUACCUCGGCGCCGUCACGCUCAAUUCUACGCUCCUCACCGAGGCCUACACCCAGUGCGCCCUGUACCGCACCCACCUGCGCGACGAGCGCACCAACCUGUGGCGCCACAUCGACAACUCGUUCCCGGGCGGCGGCGGGCGCGCCGACCCGGGCCUGUGGGCGACGGGCAACGGCUGGGCGAGCUACGGCCUGUUGCGCGUGCUCGCGACGGUCGUCAACCACCCGGACGACGGCGUCGUGCAGCAGUUUGCGAGCCAGAGCCGCGACUUGGCGGCGUGGGCGGGCGAGAUCAUCGAGGGCACGUGGGCUCAGCCGAGGACGAGCCAGGGCCUGCGGCACAACUACCUCAACGAGUCACGGUCGUUCGGCGACGCGAGCGGGACGGCGCUCCUGUCGGCGGCCACGUUCCGCCUGUCGCUCCUGUCGCGGCGGUUCUCGACGGCGGCCGUCAACCUGACGGCGCCGUCGUCGCUCGCGCUCGCGAGCGCCGAAAACUCGUACCGCGCGCUCGUGCCGGCCCGCAUCUCGUUGGCAGGCGUCGUGAGCCCCGUCGUCGACCCCAUGUCGUUCCGCGAACAGCUCGAGGGCGUCAAGGCCGACGGGUCGGGCAGGUCGAGCCCCGAGGCGGGCGCGUUCGUGCUCCUUCUCGAGGCGGCGAGGCGCGACUGGGUCGACGAGAACGGCGGCACGGAGCCGUCGGCGGUCGAUGCGGGCGUCGACGGCAUGUGGUCGGCGACGGCGGGUCGGGAGCAUCGUCUCGGUGCGGGAGGGGUGGCGGUCGUGCUCGCGGCGGCGCUGGCGCUGGUCGUCGGCGCGUGA